UCCGCGCGGGCUUUUGUGUGGCUAGCCGGAAGUGGUGAACGGGUGUUGUGGUGAUAGGGGAAGGAAAGAGAGGUUUAAACAAAUAUCACAUUCAAAUCAAAAAUAAAAAUUGAAUUAAAUAAAACAAACACAUAAAGUAACGGAGAAUUAUUGAAAGGGGAAAUACUAUUUCUUUAAAACGGAGUAUUUUAUGCUUCGGUUCAGCAGUACAAAGAAAAUAAGUAGCUGUAGGUAGCGACGUCCAAAGAGGAAACAAACAAGACAUGCCACAGAUAGGACGUUAACAUUCGAAUUUCAAAAAGUAGACCGACAGAAAUUACAUAAAGAAGGUCGACGACGGUUGGGCUUGAAAGCAAAAUUAUCUAAAAAGACGCCAGGAUGCUGGGAGGCAGUGGUAUGCUGAAGAGCCAUCAGGAGGUGCUGAGGAGGCACCGAGUUUCCCUGGCGAAGCAGCUGAUUCUAGGAGAGCUGCUUCAGUACCUGCUGGCGGCAGAUAUCCUGACAGACAACAUGGUGGAGACAGUCAUGUCCAAGGUGGGUUCCUUCAGUCAGAACGUGGAGUUCCUGUUUCUGCUCCCGAAGCGUGGCCCGCGGGCCUUCGAGGAAUUCUGUGCAGCACUCCGGGAGACUAAGCAGGAGCACCUAGAGAAACUGCUCCGGCAGAACAUCGCAAGAGAGAGCAGUGUGGAUACUAUACUGUCCUGCCCCAUACAGGAAACUGAGGGAGUCAAACCAAAAAGACCCCGCAGACAUGAGUCCAUGGAGUUGAGUCUGGAUGGAGGCGACGGGCCCCUGUGUCCGACCGUCCUGUCCUGCACACCUGAGUUCUACAUGAAGCAUCAUGAACAGUCCUAUCGCAUGCUGUCGAGCCCUCGUGGCCUGGCUCUGGUGGUCAGUAACGUCCAGUUUGACCCCACAACCCAUGACCUGGAUUUUCGGAGCGGGGGGGAGGUCGAUGAGAUCACCCUGACAAACCUCUUCUCAGCCUUAGACUUCCGUGUCAAAGUGCUCACCAACAAAACAGCGGAGGAGAUGAGGGCGGAGCUCGAACAGUUUUCCCGGCUGGAGGAGCACCGACUGGCUGAUGCCUGUGUGGUGGCUGUGCUGUCACACGGAGUGGAGGGGGCCGUGUACGGAGUUGAUGGGAAGCUGGUGCAGCUGGAUGAAAUCUUUCAGUUUUUUGAUAACAGCAGCUGCCCCAACCUGCAGAACAAACCCAAAGUGUUCUUUAUCCAAGCCUGUCGGGGAGACGAGACGGACUCUGGAGUGGACCAGCGGGACGGGCCGGACCAGUCCGAAUCUCCGGGCUGCGAGCAGAGGGAUGCUAGGAAGGAGAAGGAUCUGAAAGUGAGGCUGCCCACCCAGUCCGACAUGAUCUGUGGAUACGCCUCCCUCAAAGGCACGGCAGCUCUGCGCAACACAAAACGAGGCUCUUGGUUCAUUCAAGCGGUCAGUGAGGUUUUCUAUCACAACGCCAAGGACAAGCAUGUAGCCGACAUGCUGGUCAAGGUGAACUCCCUGAUCAAACAGAGGGAAGGUUUUGCACCUGGGACAGAGUUCCACCGCUGCAAAGAAAUGUCUGAGUACCGCAGCUCGCUCGACAAAGACCUAUACCUAUUCCCAGGAUAUCAGCCAAGCCUCUAAAACACACACACACAGACCCACAGAGACACAAAGAGAGACACACACUCACAAACACGCAGUCAGACAUACAAACACAGUGAGAGAUGCACACAGACACAGUGAGACACACAGACAGUGAGAUGCACACAGACCCAGUGAGAGACACAGACACAGUAAAAGACACAGACACAGUGAGAAACACACACUCACAAACACGCAGUCAGACAUACACGCAGACACAGUGAGAGAUGCACACAGACACAGUGAGACACACAGACACUGUGAGAUGUACACAGACACAGUGAGACACACAGACACAGUGAGAGAUGCACACAGACACAGUGAGACACACAAACACAGUGAGAGAUGCACACAGACACAGUGAAAGACAGA
Molecule: messenger RNA, 2016 nt
Organism: Acipenser ruthenus (sterlet)
Lineage: Eukaryota; Metazoa; Chordata; Actinopteri; Acipenseriformes; Acipenseridae
Gene: casp2
Product: caspase 2, apoptosis-related cysteine peptidase
Exons: 11
Coding region: 379-1644 (421 amino acids)
Biological process (GO): regulation of apoptotic process; proteolysis
Source: RefSeq, a predicted model, not a curated record